AUGACUCCCUCAGAAGCACCCGAAGAUGUCGCGGCCCUGUCCGAAAGCACAUACGAAUUCAUCAAUACAGACGACGAGAGCCAGGAUGGCCGUGGCACCGAGGCCGAGUCUCUGAGCUCUUUCGACUAUGCCCGGCCCGACGACGUUCACAGCCUCGCUGGCACUGAGCAUACAGAGGACAUGACAAACCAGUCCGAUACGGACUCGCAAGACUCAGAGGACGCUGCGCAGGACAGGUCUCGAGCGUCAUCUAUCCAAUACGCUGAGGAGAGCCUCCUCCACCCGUCUUCCCGUGUCGCGACGCCGCCCUUGGGGUCCGACAGUUCUCUGGACAUCAGCCAGCAUACCCCGCUGGUCCAGUCCAUCGAAUUUGACGAGACGCAAGACCCAGUCUACUUCAAGCAGGUCUUUACCGAGGAGCAGUCAACCUCCAUCGCCAAGACCCUCAACUUCCCAGACCAGAACAAGCGUCUCAUCGCAGCAGUCCGUCAAACCAUGGCGUCACACUGUCUGGCGACCAAGGAACCGCUCCGAAUCAUGUACACGGGCAGCCAUGCAGCUAGGCAUGAUAUCAUAUACAAGAUUUCCUCGGCCUUCACAGCAUCUGCAUCUGCGGAUGGAUGCGGCAUCAGUGAAGACGCUGGCAUCUACAACGUUGUGCCUAUAUCAUCUCUUGGGUCUCCCAAAGUCCCCGAAGUCGAGCUGAUGAAGACUUCACAAUACCAAAUCAAGGUCGAGAAUUGCACGGCUGCGAAGGAGGUUGUCUACCAAGGCGAACGUUUCCUGGGUGAGACUGUCUAUCACAUCACGGUGGACGGUGAUCGGACUUUCCAGUCUGCUUUUGCGCCCAGCGGAUCUACUAUCGAGCCUUCAUGGACGUUGCCUCAUGUCGCCAUCUUCUACGUCACAGAGAAUGAUGAUGAGGCUGCUAGAAGUACCCGGAUUGCUGCAUGGAACUUCAUGCAAAGGCACGCUGUGCCCAGCAUCUUCAUCUCUAACGACGAGGUCUACCAUCAACCUACUGCAAUGUGGGACGAUAUGAUCAACCAGCACGCUAUUCACAUCUGUGUGGAGUCGUUUGACCGCGCCAUGCCUUCUAUUAAGCUCCCAAUCGACCUGACCUCAUUCCUCAACAUUGAUGCUCGCCAGAUGAAUCGGAACCUGGCCUAUCUGACCGGCCUAUACGUUCAUGUAGACUGGAGGAAGGGCCAGUGCGACUCUAAUCACAUGAGCAAGACUAUUCGUCAUGCUUGGCACCGCGCUGUUGAGGCCGUGGAAGAUAUCGACCUAUGGGUCGUGGGCCAGACUGCGUUUCUUGUCUUCAGCGUCAUCGCCACAGCGCUGCUCUCCAAUUACUUCUUGGCAGGAGUUUCAAACACACCGGCACUUUCUACAGUCUCUUCUACCACAGCAAGCACACUGUCACCCUUGACUUCGACAGUACUGUCGACUUCGACUUCGACGAUCAACCUAUCCACCGCAACGAUUCGGGUGGCUCAAAAAGCGUCGGCAACUAGCAACACGGCUGUUGCACCGUUCGCAGAGUUUGCCGACUUCAUUGCAGAUAAAUUUCCCGACAAAGCCUACGUGUGCUCGGCGGAGAAGGUCAGCCGCAAUGAGAUUCUGAUCAAGAUUCCCUCCGGCACGAAAACAUCAUGGCUUGCCAAAGAUUCGAUCACCAUCGAUGUCCUCAAGGGCGAGAGGUCUAUUAAGACCAGAUUCUCUUCGACCGACGAGGGAAUCUUGAUUGAAAUCCCAAAGUCAGAAGCGCAUGGCAUUCUCACUAUUGCCGUAAAUACAACCCGAAAGCCCAAGGUCAAUGAGACCUUUGUGGUCGAUCUUGGAAAAACCGUCCUCGAGCGUUACCUUGGAUAUGGCAAGGCGGUUGCUUCCCACGUCCUUGAUACAGCAAACAGUGUCGCACAUCAGGCAGAAGAACGAGCCUUUGACCUCUCAAGCUUCAACCUCCUGAGCUUGGACUCCAUCGUAGCGGAUGCCAGAGGAUUGUCUACCCGCAUCACCGCGAGGGCUGCGAACGCUGCGAAUGCUAUUGCCAAGGGAUCUACAGAGCUGUCUGAGAACCUGAAGAGCCUGAGAAAUCCGCGGCGGUUGCAAGAAUUCAAAGACCGAGCGAACAUUGUCCUCACGAAGGCCCAGCUCCAAUCUCGGCUCCUGGCGUUGAAGGUCUUGCAAAAGACGGAAGAGCACAAGGUCUACUUGGACAAGGCUAAGAAGCACAUGGAAAAGCUGCGGUCGACAGCGACGGAGGCCCAUAACCAACGCCUGGAUAAGGAGAAGAAGGAGAUGCGAGCUCGUCGGAAGAGAGAGCGCCUGGCGGCUAGAUGCCAAACGGGCACCGGCUUUUCUAGAUGGACGCAGCAGUGCAGACAGCAAGGAUGA
This is a messenger RNA of Colletotrichum fioriniae, 2400 nucleotides long. NCBI's taxonomy places the organism in Eukaryota, Fungi, Ascomycota, Sordariomycetes, Glomerellales, Glomerellaceae. The record is from RefSeq and is a predicted model, not a curated record.